Eucalyptus grandis is the source of this 1041-nucleotide messenger RNA. RefSeq lists its product as hypothetical. Bases 327 to 842 code for a protein of 171 amino acids. The transcript is spliced from 3 exons. Gene Ontology annotation, molecular function: protein binding. The record is from RefSeq and is a predicted model, not a curated record. NCBI's taxonomy places the organism in Eukaryota, Viridiplantae, Streptophyta, Magnoliopsida, Myrtales, Myrtaceae.
GCAAAGAAGGGCCAUCGGUCGGUCCGUGACAAAGGAGGAAGGUGGCCGAGGGAGAUAGCGCUCCUCCAUGCGGCUGAAAUGGAAUGUUGAUUAUGAUAAUGGAGCCAGCGAAUGUCUUCUUGGAAUCUUGUUAAUCAAUGACCAAGAUUUCUCGUUUCUCCUUAUAAACAACCGAGUUCCUUAGCUGUAGAGACGGAUUACAGAUUGACUCUUCUGACAUCGACCAGAAAGGUUAAAAAAUCAUCCGACUCGAAAGUCCAUAUAAUUCAAAGAUCGAGAGCUCUGCCUCCUCACGGGUCUUCAAGCUCAAGGGUAAAGCAAAAGAGAUGAGCCAGGUUCUGACUUUCCUCCUCUGUUUCGCGCUGCUCUCGAUUCUUUGCCAUGGCAGAAACUUCGCUUCAGAUGGGUCGGGAUCAGUCCCUCAUGCCCUCAAAUCCUUCAAGAUCAAUAGCACUCAGAAUGGGAACAGCUGUUCAUACACGGUGAAAAUAAGGACGAGCUGCUCUUCCACUUCGUAUACUCGCGACCAGAUCAGCCUCUCGUUUGGCGAUGCAUAUGGAAAUCAGGUUUAUGCGCCUAGGUUGGACGAUCCGUCGACCCAUACAUUCGAGCGAUGCUCCACGGAUACGUUCGACAUAUAUGGACCCUGCACAUACCAAGUCUGCUACAUCUACCUCUACCGGAGUGGAUAUGACGGGUGGAAACCCGAAAGCGUGACUGUCUAUGGCUAUUACACAAAGGCUGUGACUUUUUACUACAACACUUUCAUCCCGAAUAACGUUUGGUUCGGUUUCAACCAUUGUGGCGGCUAUUUGGAAUCAGCAUCCUCGUCUGCAAUGUAGUAGAAUUUGCUUGCACAUGUGCUACUUGGUUAGGUUCUCUAGGUGGGCUGGUGGUGGUUUGUAUUGAGCAGGGUUGAUGAGCUGAUUUUCAGCCUAAUGCUUCGGUCAAUAAGGAUGAGAUCAAAACAAUAAGACUGGCAUGUUACCUCUCCGCAUGGGUUUUGCAUCAGUUGAAAUGCAAUCUCAUUUUUUUUAGGCA